GCCGCUGCCAGACGCUCGGCUGGCUGUUCGUGGCCGGCGUGGCCGCCAGCUCCGCGCGGACGUGGGCCGCCAAGUGGGGCGAGUUCCACACGGACAGGACAACGUUCCUGGGCGCCUCCAAGACGUUUGGAUUCAUGGCGAUGGACCUUCUCGCCGCGAAGGUGCUGCACAACGUCAACGGCUCCUUCGGCGUUUGGUUAUUGGACGGUCUGGCGGAGAAGGUGGGCUGCAUCGUCAACAGUGUGCAACUCCUCCUCUGCGAUGCCCAUCCUGGCGCAGCACCGCCGAGCGACAGGCUACGAGGGCUGGGAGUAGUGAUUGAGGAAUAUGAGUUUGUACGGAGACUGCGCAGCCGUUGCGAUGUGUGCAGUAAAGCCGCCGUGC
Molecule: messenger RNA, 384 nt
Organism: Prorocentrum cordatum
Lineage: Eukaryota; Dinophyceae; Prorocentrales; Prorocentraceae
Source: the annotation of a GenBank genome assembly